GCUCUGUCACGUCAUUUCAAUCGCCGUCUCGUCAUUCUUUUUAUUGUGAUGCAAAAUAAGUGAUAAGUUUGAUACCUAAAGACUAAUAAUAAAAUUUGUAAUCAUUACAAACUAUUGCCACAUAUCGUGUUCGAGUUCUACUUAUUUUCUUGAUCAAAUGUGACAUUAAUACAGAAAUAUCAAUAACUAAAUUGAUGAGCAAACUAAAGGACCUGGUAAAUGAUAGCCGGAUAACGAAACCUUGCUACGAUGCGUGAAAAUAAGUGACCCAAUUGCGUUUACUAGGCAAACAAAGCUGUUUUACGUAAACCUCACUGACUGUUGGAUAUUUCUCUUGAUUUUCCUAGUUCGAAUCCUGAGCUCAAAGAGUGUAGAUGUAUUAGACUUUUGAUGCAGUCUGUCAGUUCUUCAGAAGUGUUGAAAGCAGUUGGAAAAAAUAGUGAUCAAGUGGUGGAGAACUUUGUAUAAUUAUUUUAUCAUAGGUGAUGACUGUUGACUAAUUAGUAUAUCCUGUUCAUCAUCGUCUUCUUAUUAUUUCUUCCUUAUUUGUUGCUCUCUAUUCACAAUAAUACGAUAAUCCACGUGUCACGAGUGUUAUGUAACAAUAAUUAAAACGAUGAGUCUCAUUCGCAUGAGAAUGGCGAGACAUAAGAAAUUCAUUCAAAGAUCACUUUGACAGGAUUCUAAUUAGUUUAACAACAAAAUUACUUUCACUUUAUUAAACAUUUAAAGUGUUUUAAAUUUAUUUAAUUAGUGUAUAUAUUGUGUCAAAACAACCAUGCCAAAUAUUGUAUUUAAAUUAAUAUCCACUCUCUUGAUCAUCAACAUCAAGUUAGUCAAUUCACAAAAUUGUCAAGGAUGGGAGAAGGUCGAUGGAAUGAUGCCGGAAAAUUAUGUACCUGGUGAUAUUCUUUACAGUAGUGGGAACUCUGAUGGAAUUAUUAACAUUUGUUUUGACAGGUGUUUGAAAGCAAAUUGUAGUGCAUUUUACGUCGAUAUCGUUCAAAGUACUUGCUCGAAGGUCAUGAUAAGUAGUGAAGACUUUGUACUGGCACCGAGUUCCAUUUUUUUUCAUAAAAUAUGCUUAAAAGAAGUUCUACAACAGUGCAAUAUAGACAGACUAUGGCAAGUUCAAAGAACCUUGGGUGCAAUCCUGAUAGACGCUGCAGCUAACUGGUUACCUGAUGUGAUGACCAGAAGUCAAUGUUAUCAACAAUGUCUAGCAGCAGGUCCAGCAUGUAAGUCUGCUCAAUUUCAAACCAGUAAGCCUCUUGCUAUUGGUGAUGUUAAUGGGAAAUGUGCUCUUUUAUCUAUACAAAGAGGAACUAGACCUCAAGCUUACAGAGCUUCUAUGUACCGUGAUGAAUAUUUGGAGACUGAGUGCCAUAAGUUGUCAAAUACUGAUUAUUGUUCAUAUGCGGAAUUUAAAAAUAUGACACUACCUUAUUCAGAUAUAAAACUAUCAAAUUUAAAUGAACGACAGUGCGAGGAAAGAUGUAACGCAGCAAAUGAUGGAUUUAUAUGCCGCGGAUUCACUGUGAAUUAUGAAAUACAAGAUUCACCUGUUUGCUUAUUACAUUCUGAUGAUACAAUAAGCGCAGGUGUGAGUUCACUUAUAAAAAGAAACAAUGUCGUAUACCGAGAACGAGAACCUUGUCUUAAUCUAAAAGUCUCUUGUGGCAACACAAGUUUAAUUAUCGAGUUGAAUACACCUGAGCCGUUUGUUGGAAGACUUUAUGCCAAUAAAUAUAGCGAUACAUGUAACGUUCAAGGAAAUGGUUCAAAUGCGACUAUUCUAGAGCUUAAAUUACCUAGCAAAGAUCAAAUAGCAAUGGGAAAUCUUGAUUGUGGAAUCCUUCCAGCUUUUGCCAUUGAUGAUGACAAUCAAACACGAACCGCAGUUUGGGUGACAGUUGUCGUGCAAUUCAAUCCAAUAAUUCAACGUCAAGGUGAUCAGUCACUCCGAGUUGGAUGUACUUUGGAUAGUGGAGAAGUUCCUCAUCCAAGAAAUGUUACUGUUGGCUCAAGUUUUAGUUUUUUGGAUGUCGAUGCUGGAUUACCACCAGUAACUGGGACAGUAUUUAAUACAACUGAUCCACCUUUAGUUAUAAUGAAAAUCCUCAAUAACGACAUGAAUGAAAUUACGUCUGCUGAGCUGGGCCAAAGACUUACUCUAAAAAUUGAAAUCAUUCCACCAAAUGGUCCUUAUGAUAUCUCAGCAGGGCAUCUUGUUGCAAGUAGCGCAUCUGGUCAAGAUUCUAUUCUUCUACUAGAUGAAAUGGGUUGUCCAACUGAUCCUAAAAUAUUCCCAGGGUUGCAUAAAGAUCCUACAGAUAACAGAUCAUUAAUAUCAACUUUCACAGCUUUCAAAUUUCCUGAAAGUUACCGUGUUAAGUUUAAUGUUAUUGUCAGAUUUUGCCUGACUUAUUGUGAGCCUCCGAUUUGUCGAAAUGACAUAAUUUACCUUGCAAAACCUAAGAGAGCAAUUACUACAAUUAGUGCAAUUAAUCCAAACUCUACUAAUGGAACAAUUGAUGAAUUAUCACUUGAAUCAUUUCUCACUGUGAGAGAUGCUAAAGUUGCAGCUGAUCCAUUGAGAGCAGGAAAAGGACCUGAUACUGUUCUCAUCGCUGGUGAACAAUCCAUGGACGGUCUACUUUGUGUAAAUGCGGCAUUAGCUUUAGGUUUAUUGAUUUUUUGGCUUAUAGUCCAAAUCCUUUUAACCGUGACUUGCAUUUAUGUUAUUCGAAGAUAUCGAAAAUUAGCGAGAAAAGCUGAAGAAGAUAGAGCCGAUAUCUUAGCAAGACAUCUUUAUGGAAUUCACGGAGGAAAUUUCGAAAUUGCUCGAAGGGUUCGGUGGGCUGAUCAUAACGAAUCGUCGGCUAGUUAAAAUAUUUCUAUUUUAGCCUGAAGACAAUGAGAAGCAGAUUACAAAAUGCAUCAUUGAUCCCUUAUUUGAUUCUAUGAAAAUGCCAAAUGAAGAUACUUUUCUAGAUAAAUUUUGUAUACAUGUAAAACUAAGUACUUAAAUAAUCUAUAUAUUUUUUUUUAAUUUUGUAAUUAGAGAGAAAGAGAGAUAUUUUAUUGUUUUGUUUGUAAGAGAUAUUUCAUAACUCUGAUAAAGUGUUCAUUGUUUUAUUAAUAGAAAAUUUUAAAUACUAAUAAUUGUGUACGUAUUUAACCAAAGAAAAUUGUGAAUAGAUUUAAUAAAUAUUCGUAAAAAAUUAUUAACAACAUAUAGUUACUAAUAGAUAUCAAAAUCAAUUCAUUAAUGAUAGAUUGGAGUUAACGUUUGUUAGUUAUCUUGCAAUAUUGAAACGGUAUAUGUUGAAGACUAAACCUUGAACAAAACACUAUAAUUUUUUCUAUCCUUGACUUGGAGUAAGACACUAUCCAGUCAUGUAAUAAUUCAUAAAAAUACAUAAAUCGGCACUAUCAUUAUUUUUUUUUACUAGUUAUUCUUUUUGAUUUAUCUCAUACUUUCCAGGUGUGAAAAUUAAUU
This is a messenger RNA of Chelonus insularis, 3502 nucleotides long. RefSeq lists its product as uncharacterized. The transcript has 12 exons. The coding region runs from base 779 to 2890 and encodes 703 amino acids. Lineage: Eukaryota; Metazoa; Arthropoda; Insecta; Hymenoptera; Braconidae. The record is from RefSeq and is a predicted model, not a curated record.